AUGAUGAACUGUGAGAAGGACAUCACGGAGCUCUACCAGGCGGUCGAGCAGCCGACCCAGUCGGCAGCACUCGCCGCCUUCAACCGACGCACGGAGAACAUCGUCAACGUCUUCGUACUUCCGGUUCUCAUCGUCGUCGGCGUUGUCGGCAACGCGACGAACCUCGUCGUCUGGUGCCGACCGCGCAUGCGCAUCGCCGGCGGGAUACAGUGCUCUCUGUCGGGCGUCGCCGCUGCGAACAUUGUCGUCUUGCUCACCGUCAUUCCGUCGCUCGUACAGCACGCGUCGGACGAGUUCACGCUCGACCUGAUGCGAGCGAAGGUCGUUUGCCACGCGCUGCACAACGCCUUCCGGCACGUCGGCAUGUGGCUGGCCGUGACGAUCGCCGUCGUGCGCUACGUCGCCGUGCGAUACCCGCUACUCGUCAACGCCUGGAUGACGGUCCGACAAGCGCGUCUCAUCGUCGUCGCCAUCUUCGUCGGCGUCGUCCUACUCGACAGUCCGCGUCUCUUCCAGUUCGGCGUCUGUCGCUACGAGACGUCGGUCGUGAUGAAUUUCAGCAGCAGCAGCGGCGGCGGUGGCGCGGCGAUCGCCAACGCCAGCGCCGCCGCUGCAUCGUCGGAGGACUCGUGGUCGCGGACGAUCUAUUUCAUCGCGCAGACGAAGUUCUGGCGCGAGCGCGCACACGUAGUCUACCCGUGGAUCAGCGGAGGCAUGUUCUUCGUCCUUCCGAUGUGUCUUGUCUUCGUCUUCAACAUCUUCCUCGUGCGGCAGCUUCCCGAAGCCAUCUACACGGUGCUGCUCGGACUGUCGUCGCCGCAGCUCGACGCUCAGGAGCGUCACGCUGGCGCCGUGUCCAUCGUCAACUGCAUCACGAUGAUCAACUGCAGCUUGAACUUCGGCAUCUACUGCCUGCUGAGUCGCCGAUACAAGCAGGUGUUUCGCGACACCUUCUGCUGCGUGCGCGCGGCGAGAUUUGAUCGGCUGAUGGCGUACACGGCGGGAAAACGCAAACUGGUGGUCACCAUGCACGGGUCGGCCGAUAUCCCGCUGACGUGUUUGGACAAUCCGCGACCGCGGGCCGGGACGAUGACGACCGUCUGUUCACGUAGUAUAGAUGUUGGUCACCGCUAG
This is a messenger RNA of Priapulus caudatus, 1134 nucleotides long. RefSeq lists its product as uncharacterized. Gene Ontology annotation, molecular function: G protein-coupled peptide receptor activity. Gene Ontology annotation, biological process: G protein-coupled receptor signaling pathway. The record is from RefSeq and is a predicted model, not a curated record. NCBI's taxonomy places the organism in Eukaryota, Metazoa, Priapulida, Priapulimorpha, Priapulimorphida, Priapulidae. Bases 1 to 1134 code for a protein of 377 amino acids. The transcript is spliced from 2 exons. Gene Ontology annotation, cellular component: membrane.